AUGAACUCAAAGAUGAUGGGUGACAUAUUCAGGAAGUUUGGAGUGGUGAAGGAUGUCUACAUCCCUCUGAAGAGAAGGAAAGUGAGGAACACUAGAUUUGCCUUUGUCCGUUAUGACUGUGAAGUGGCAGCAGAAAUAGCAGUGCAAAAAGCCAAUGGGAUAUGGAUGGAGGAUAAGCAAUUGGUAGUGAAGCAUACAGACUAUGGCAAAAAAGCUAUGGAAGUCAAAACCCAAUAUCAUCCUCAAACAAAAGGUUUUCCAAAUGGUAGAAAGGAUGAAUGCAGUGUGUGGAAGCAAGCAGCAGGUGUUCGAACGUUUGCAGAGGUCAUUAAGAACAAUAAUGGUAUGGAAAGAGGAAUCGUAUCAGUCCAGUGUAACGAAUUAAGCUCAAGUAAAAAGCACCAGAAGAAUAAAGGGAGGAAAAGAGUAGUUAGUAAAUCUAGUGGGAAGAAGAUCAAAGAGAUGGAGCAGGGAUAUCUUCAGCUUCCAAAAAGAUAUAGUCACAAAGGCGCCUCCUCUAGUAAAUUGGGUCCGAAAGGGGUUUUAUGGAGAGCAGCAGCUGUGGUAGCAUCUGGUUCAGAAUCAACUACAAGUGGAAUAGCUAGAAGCAGAUCUCUGCUUAAAGAGGCUCAAGGAACUAUUCAGAUGGGAAAGUUGCUGGAAAUAAAUUACAAAGGCAAAGAAGAGGAAGUGUUGGCCAGAAUUAUGGACCUUGAGGCAAAGGAUAGAGCAAGAAGGGGAGGGGUUUUAGUUCCUGCGGCUUAA
Molecule: messenger RNA, 765 nt
Organism: Camellia sinensis
Lineage: Eukaryota; Viridiplantae; Streptophyta; Magnoliopsida; Ericales; Theaceae
Source: RefSeq, a predicted model, not a curated record